UAUUCUGACAGAGUUGCCUGAACUCAGUACGAGACAAGCGAGAAGGGAGAAGGAUGCAGUAGUGUCAUGUGGAAAAUGAAGAAUGAAGAUGAGAAUCCAAUUAAGAAUUUGGCACCUGGUCAUCAUGUGGAUGUGUUUCGAACGAGCACUGCAAGUGUUUUCUGCUCAAGAUCCUUCUGCAGGUAAAGGUCCAGCUGGCUCGUCAGUUGUUGAUGCAAACCUGAUGUUCGAGUUUUUGCUGGGAGGCGUGGAACUCAACCAGGACAAUAACAUUGUCCUCCUUGAUGAGGAGAUGGCAUCAAUGAGGUCUGGGCGGGCCUUCCUCUCUCAGAUCAACGACAACAUACCCAGAAGUCUGAGUUCCAUGGAACAGAUGGUGGACAUGCUGAAGAGUCAGAAGAAGCAGCCGCUGACUCAGGAUCAGUUUGACACGCUGGUCUUGACCACGGUUCUCUCGGCACACCGGGCUGGUACCGGAAGACCCGAGGAACAAGAGGCCUGGGGUGAAGUGCUCCUGCAGCUCGCAAAUAUCACAGUGCACGAGCUACGUGGAAGUUAUCUCUUCAAUUAUAUGUAGAAAAAUAGCAAUGAUAAAUUGCAAUAAUAAACAAAUCAAUUUCAUGCAACAUUACAAUGAUCAUCUACCCAUUUUUACUACAAACACAUUUUCACAUUUAGAUUUACAGUGCCUGCCAAUACCAAAUGAAAUACAUUCAAAAUGGAAGACGAAAGCUCACGCAUGAUCCAAAACCUGAAAGAAUUGUAUUUACCGACAGCAGUCCAAUUUGAUUAGAAGUUAAGGCCCAGUGCUAAUGAGGUCACACUGCCCAACAUCUGCUCCCACCACCAAUGCCGCUAAUUAUGAGAAGAUAUCGACGGCCACUGGUCGGCUGCCUAAUUAAUUCUGAUAUUGAUCCAUGUAGCGACCAUGUCUUUUUGACAAUGACCCUCCGUAUGUCUUGGCCCUCAUUCACUGGCGACACAAUGGGCUCCAGCUGUGAGAUCAGCCACGCACGCACGCACACACGCACGCACGCACACACACACUUGACGUAUUAUCUACAAUGUUGCUCUCAGCAGCAUCCAUGGCUACAUUAACCAAUGAUUUCCCCUACUGUACUUAUAUCGGUACCAAUGAUGAGAGCCCAGUGUAAUUAUAUAUUGAUUAAAGCUAACAAUUGAUUUAAUCAUCUAACACCUCAUAUGUUGAUUCUCCCAUAUGGCUCGGUCAAUGAAAAUGCCUUUUUUUGCUUACUCAAGAGCUUCUAUCUUCUCCCCCAAAUCGUUCAGCCCUACUCAGAUGUCUGCGAAUGAUUAAAAAUGACAUAAAGAUUGGUUGUGUCUUGGCCUGUAAGGUGAAAUAAACCAAAGCAAUCAUGUGCAA
Molecule: messenger RNA, 1384 nt
Organism: Syngnathus acus (greater pipefish)
Lineage: Eukaryota; Metazoa; Chordata; Actinopteri; Syngnathiformes; Syngnathidae
Product: protein FAM180A
Exons: 3
Coding region: 83-577 (164 amino acids)
Source: RefSeq, a predicted model, not a curated record